UUGCUGUCGCCUUCGGCCGGUAACCGGAAGCUCUGUGACAGAACAUGAGGGCUGCCAGCGGUGGCACCUAGCCGGCUGUGUACCGCCGUCGGCCGCGUGAGUAGAGUCCUACUAUGUACCCUGGUUGGUCUGGAACUUGCUGUGUCUAUGUAGAUCAGGCUCACCUCAAACUCAGACAUCUGUCUGCCUGUGUCUCCUGAGUGCUGGGAUUACAGGCUGGUGGCUGAAUCUGCUGAGGCAUGGGCUGGGUCCAGGCCAGCCUGCUGGUCCGAGGCCUGUCCAGGGGCUGGGGAAGCAUCUGCAGUACUGCCCUCUCAAGAGCUGCCACCACUCAGGUGUCCCUCCAGGCCCCACGAGGCCUCCACUGCAGUGCAGUUAUACAUAAGGAUGACGUGUCGUUGGUUCCUCGACCUCCCGAGCCCCAGAGGAAACCCAUCAAGGUCCCAGUUCUCCACGAAGAACUGUUCACGCCAUCAGCAACUGGGGAGAAGGACAAGGCAAGCUUCUUACGUGCAUUGCGCAGCUUUGAGGAGCACAGUGUGCGCAAGCGUGGCCAUGUGGACUUCAUCUACCUAGCGUUGCGCAAGAUGCCAGAGUUCGGUGUGGAGCGGGACCUGUCAGUGUACAACCUGCUGCUGGAUGUCUUCCCCAAGGAGAUCUUCCGGCCCCGAAAUAUUAUCCAGCGCAUCUUCGUCCACUAUCCACGGCAGCAGGAGUGUGGGAUUUCGGUCCUGGAACAGAUGGAGAGAUAUGCCCAGGUUGACCUUGAAUUGCUGUGCUGUGGAGCUAAGCCUGUCCUUGGACUCCUGAUUUAUGUCUCGUCACGUCCCGAGUGCUGGGAUUACAGCUCUUUUAUAUGCACAGGAGUUAUGCCCAACACAGAGACAGAGUUCCUGCUGACUCAGAUAUUUGGACGCACAAGUUACCCCAUGCUCAAGUUCCUGCGGAUGAAGCUGUGGCUCACCCGCUUCAAGAAUAUCAACCCCUACCCUGUGCCCCGAGAUCUGCCCCAGGACCCUUUGGACCUGGCUAAGCUAAGCCUGCGACGCAUGGAGCCUGACCUCAGUGCCAAGGUCACUGUCUACCAGAUGUCUUUGCCCAGUGACUCCACAGGCACAGAUCCCAUCCAGCCCCACAUUGUAGGAAUCCAGAGUCCUGAUCAGCAAGCUGCCCUGGCCCGCCACAAUCCAUCCAAGCCUGUUUUUGUCGAGGGCCCUUUCCCUCUCUGGCUGCGCAAUAAGUGUGUCUAUUAUCACAUCCUGAGAGCUGAUCUGCCACUCCCUGAGGAAGAGAAAGUAGAGGAAAUCCCAGAAGAAUGGAAUCUCUACUAUCCAAUGAAGCUGGACCUGGAAUAUUCAAGGAGUGGCUGGGACAACUAUGAGUUUGACCUGGAUGAAGUGACAGAAGGCCCCGUUUUCGCCAUGUGCAUGGCUGGUGCCCAUGACCAGGCAACACUGGUCAAGUGGAUCCAGGGCUUGCAGGAGACCAACCCAAUCCUGGCACAGGUCCCUGUGGUAUUUCGCCUGGCCAGGUCCACCGGGGAGCUGCUGACAACCUCAAGGCUGGAGGAACAGUCCCCUCCCCACGGUUCUCCCAGGGACCAGGAGGAAGAUGCUCUUCAGGCACAGCCGCAGCAGGGUUGAGUCUGAGCCUGAGCUGAACAGGGACUGGACUGGUACAAAAUCAUAUGGACAGAAUAAAAACCCUGUUCUUUGGCCUUGUGGCUUUCCUUCA
Messenger RNA from Cricetulus griseus (Chinese hamster), 1734 nucleotides. NCBI's taxonomy places the organism in Eukaryota, Metazoa, Chordata, Mammalia, Rodentia, Cricetidae. The record is from RefSeq and is a predicted model, not a curated record.